AUGCAAAAAUUAGCUUGCCUGAAUUCAAGUACCCUUCUCAAAAUCCUGAUAUUUCAUUUUGAUGAAGAUUCUAAUUCUGGUGACAAAAGUCCGACAUUUAUCGUCUUGUCUCCUCUGUGCAAACAAUUCAGAAAUUGGAGAAAAGAGGAUAUACCGCACAUUAUUGGAACCUUGAAAAAGGUACACGAUAUGAAUAUAAUACAUCGCGAUUUUCGGAAAUGGAAUCUGUUAAGAGAUCAGGAUGGUAACGUUCGUAUAGCGGAUUGGGGAUUUGCGGUGAAAGCUAAUCAAUCAACUGCUUUUGCUGGAUCUUUGGAAACAUUGCCGGAUAAUGCGCUACAGAAGGUCAUUGAUGGAAAGGAAAUCACAUAUACUCCUAGCAUCGAGUUAAUCUCAGUG
Molecule: messenger RNA, 399 nt
Organism: Funneliformis geosporum
Lineage: Eukaryota; Fungi; Glomeromycota; Glomeromycetes; Glomerales; Glomeraceae
Source: the annotation of a GenBank genome assembly